UUGCUUCCCUGGCGACCCCAAUGGGCUGCUGGCGAAAUGGGUUGCUUGCUUGCUUUACCACUGAUGAAGUCUUGGACAGCCAGCAGGAUUUUCAGUCAUUUCCCUUAGCAUCUAGUGAACAAGGUAGUGUCUCCAGUGUUUCCUCCAACCCUGGAGGUUUGCUACGCUGGCCAUCUGCGUGCUCAGUCAGCUCAUCCAUUCAGGUUCUUUUCGACGUGGCACGUGCGUGUGCUUAUUGCCAACUCAGAGCUUCAUUUAUUACAAAGAACGUGUCAAGGAUUAGUGAUGGGACACGGUAGUCGCCUAUCGUUUUGCAGCCUAACCUUUGCGUCCUACUUACAAUUUGCCAUAAUCUCCAGGAUGUAUUUGACGACGUUUCCCUGACGCCGUGAAUCUUCAGUGACUCUGAUUCUCACUAAGGGCCUGAUAACGUACGAACAAAAUGAAAGACAGAGUGAAACUAUUAUAUAACGACGUUUCUCUUUAGAAAUCGCAGGUGUUUGGAAGAAAUUACCAGCGGUUGCUUCUCAAGGACUCCUCGGGUGACGUCGGACGUUAAUAGGAACAGGGGAAUAGAUGUAUGGGACUUGUAGCAAGUGAGGCUACUAAAGGUAGAAACAGAGACAUUCAGCUUAAGGGACAGACGUCUGAGCAUUGUAUGGACUUGCAGGUCCUAGCUAUGGCUUGGAGGAAGCAGCUCAAAAAUCAUGGACGUGGAUGGCUCAUAUCGUAGAGCUGGAAGAACAGCGUGAUGACGUUAAGGAACUAUUCCGGUUUACUACGGCGUUUCACAUCUUCCCGUCAGCUUCUUCUCUGGCAGUCCGAUUUUCAUUGUUCUCUGACACCUGACUGAUACGACCCUCCUUGGCAACGGCCACACUUGGGAGGAAGCAGCGGUCAUGUGGAACAUCAUGCACAUGGAUGGCUCGGCUCAUACUGGAGAGGAAGAAACAGCGUGAUGUUGUCGAGGAACUAUUCCGGCAUUUCACAGCUUUCACCUGACCUCAUAACAACUUCAACUUCUUCAGCUCCAGGGCCUCAAAUAGGAAUUCAGGCAUCCUGCGCACUCAGGGCUGGCAGCUUCAAUGCAUACUGAUUCCUCAGGAUGAUUCGCAAGUUCUAUACUAAGGCCCCAGGGAAAAUUUGUCAAACAUAUAUGUAUAUAUUACUGUAGGCUAGAUAGGUUCGCACUCUUAGAGAGUACAACCACUUAGACAAAACCAUCCUGUAUCUCACAUUCUAU
Molecule: messenger RNA, 1243 nt
Organism: Closterium sp. NIES-67
Lineage: Eukaryota; Viridiplantae; Streptophyta; Zygnematophyceae; Desmidiales; Closteriaceae
Source: the annotation of a GenBank genome assembly